CAACUAUAAAACUAGGAAUUUAAAAUCAAUUUAUUCAUUCCAUCGAGAGAACUUGAGGUUCGAUAUCUCCAACUGCAAACCUCGAAAAAAAACUUACUCAGGUGAAAACUUUAAAACUCAAACUUAUCCAACUGAAAACUUCUGAUGCAAGACAUGGAUGUAAAUGAGAUUAUAAGCAACAUUCGGAAUGGGGACUUUAAAGAUGUCGAACAACUUAUCAAAAAAAACCCCCAAAAAGUUAAACGAACAUCUUCAAGUGGUGUUACAUUCCUCAUGGCAGCUUGUGAACAGGGCAGCACAAGUCUCAUAGCCUUCUUGAUAGAAUCUGGAGCCAAUAUGGACAAGAGUGACAAAGAAGGUCUGACAGCAUUACAUUAUGCUGUGAAAAGCCAUCAAACUGAUGCUGUGGCCUUCCUAGUCAACAAAGGAGCAAAAGUUAAUAAGCAGGAUUCACGGGGCAGCACACCUCUACAUUGGGCUGUGGGAAAGAACUAUGAAGAUGUAGUCAAAGUCCUGUUAAGUAGCAAAGGAAAAAAGAUUUUAAAGGUUAAUAAGCGAAGUCAUGAUGGUUGGACACCUCUACAUCUUGCCUGUGACCAUGGACACACAGACAUUUUAAAAGUUCUCCUGCAACAAAAUGGCACUGAUGUCAAUGCUAUGGAGAAAGAUGGUUGGACACCUCUACAUCUUGCCUGUGACCAUGGACACACAGACAUUUUAAAAGUUCUCCUGCAACAAAAUGGCACUGAUGUCAAUGCUGUGGAGAAAGAUGGUUGGACACCUCUACAUCUUGCCUGUCAGGAGAGGCACACAGACAUUAUUAAACUUCUUCUACAACAAAAUGGCACAGAUGUCAGUGCUGUGACCAACAAUGGUUGGACAGCACUGCAUCUUGCCUGUCAAUAUGGACACACAGAAACAGUAAAGCUUCUCCUACAACACAAUUGCACAGCUGUCUGUGCUGUGACCAACCAUGGUUCAACACCUUUACACAUUGCCUCUUUCCAUGGGGACACACACAUUGUUGAACUUCUCCUGCAACAAAAUGACAUCGAUGCCAAUAAAGUGGACAAAUAUGGUGACUCCCCUCUACAUCUGGCAGUUCAAAACCAACGCUAUGAUGUGGUAUCGUUGAUGCUGGCCCAGGAUUCAGUGAAACUGGAUAUUAGGAACCAUAAGAAAAUGUCACCAUUACUGGAAGCCGUCUCUGGGGCCCACCUCGGAAUAAUCCAUAAACUUAUUAUACAUGGUGCAAACAUGAAUGCUGUCGACAAUGAUGGCAAUAAUUGUUUGCACCUCUCUAUAAUAAAGAAAGAGAUGUUCCAUUCUGAGGUGGAACCCAUUCCCAUUUUAGAUGAGUGCUGCAAAGAGCUCCAACUGGACAUGGAUAAGAGGCUCUCUGGAAUAGUAGUUUUGUGUUACUUUGCCAGCCAAGGAGCCAUCUUAUACCAUCGUAAUGUUAAGAAAGUGACCCCAUUGGACUACAUAAAAAAUCAACAUUUGAAAGAAAAAUUAAAAACAUUUUUACAAUCACUGUGUCGGUGGUGUCAAGAGAAAAAGGCUACUAUCACACUCCAUCCAUGUCAACAUACCGUUACUUGUCAGAAUUGCUGUUCUCAAAUGAUAUUUAAGCAAUGCCCCAUAUGUCGACAACACAUACGCAGCAAAAGUGGAUUUGUGUGUCCAAAGUCUGAAGAUAAAGCAGUCCAGGCGGUUGUAGAAUCUGUUGUGUGUCCAAAGUCUGAAGAAAAAGCAGUCCAGGCAGUUGUAGAAUCUGUUGUGUGUCCAAAGUCUGAAGAAAAAGCAGUCCAGGCGGUUGUAGAAUCUGUUGUGUGUCCAAAGUCUGAAGAUAAAGCAGUCCAGGCGGUUGUAGAAUCUGUUGUGUGUCCAAAGUCUGAAGAGAAAGUAGUCCAGUCGGGUGCAGAGUCUGUUGUGUGUCCAAAGUCUGAAGAGAAAGCAGUCCAGUCGGGUGCAGAAUCUUUUGAGAGUUUAAAUUUGGAGGAAAACCGCUCCCAUAGCACAUCGAAGGAGGUGGCAGUUAAGCAACAGCAAGUUGAAACUCUAAAGUUAGAGGAGAAGUGUCUCCAAGAUGUUGCAAAACUGUUAGGAGUCAACUGGCAGCAAGUUGGCAGGAAUUUAGGAAUCAGAAAUGUCAAACUGGGGAAUAUCAGGUAUGACUAUCCUUUUAACACUGAAGAGCAGGGCUUCCAGAUGCUGCACAAAUGGUACACAAGUUGUGAUCCAGAGAGACGAACACUCAAAACACUCAGAGAAGCUCUUGUGGAAGCUGAAUGCUUUGAGGCACUUCAAUGUCUACCAUCAGAAGAAAAGUGAACUUGUGUGUAAAUGCUGCAAUUGUUUAGUCCAAGGUCAACCUUGACUAAACAGAGACUCAUGAUCAAAUACCUUCCAGCCAGGACCCUCCCGACUUUAUCCUUAGUGUAGGGAACCCAGAAUCACAUUGUCCAAUGUGAUAAUUGAAUUGAGCAGGAUUUGGCUACUAAUUCUAGCAAAUCUAUCCACAACAUAAGAGAUUCCCUUCCUGAAUUGGUCCCUAUCUUCUUAGAAAUUAACUUUUGAAAUAAAGAUAAACUUUGAAAUGUUCA
Molecule: messenger RNA, 2606 nt
Organism: Octopus sinensis (East Asian common octopus)
Lineage: Eukaryota; Metazoa; Mollusca; Cephalopoda; Octopoda; Octopodidae
Product: alpha-latrocrustotoxin-Lt1a
Exons: 19
Coding region: 145-2334 (729 amino acids)
Biological process (GO): signal transduction
Molecular function (GO): protein binding
Source: RefSeq, a predicted model, not a curated record